This is a messenger RNA of Linum trigynum, 1867 nucleotides long. Lineage: Eukaryota; Viridiplantae; Streptophyta; Magnoliopsida; Malpighiales; Linaceae. The record is from the annotation of a GenBank genome assembly.
CCAUAGCCGGAUUGGUCCCUGCUCCGUUGCUGUUACUAGGGAUGGCAAUUUCGACCUGACCCGAUUUACCCGACCUGUUUGACCUGUUUUGAGGCGGGGCGGGCAUGGGUACCUCUCAUCGACCCGACCUGUCCUGACCCGCCCCAUUCUCGACACGUUCUUGCCUAAAUUACAUAUAAUAUUAGUUAAAUUACUUAAGAUUUUCUUCUUAUUACAUUAUAUUUUAGCUAUAAUAAAGUUGUAAAUAAGUGAAAACCUCAAUUUCUUCAAUAAUUUAACUACAUUUUAUCAUAUUAUGGUUUCUUUCUUGGUCUUUCAAUGAAAAGAACGAAUAUUUCUAAUGUUUUUCACAUAAAUUACAUACCCAAUGGGUCGACCUGCCCCGACCCUCGCCCCGUGAUAAAUUACCCGACCUGCCAUGGGGCGGGUAUGGGUAUCGAGAUACCCUCCCCGAAGUUGCCCCAUUGCCAUUCCUAGCUGUUACUAGAAAUCACUGCUUGCCGAAUAAGCUCAUUUUUCUUGUGCUGGUCCCGCACUUUAAUCGGGCCUUUGAUCAGUAUGCGUUUCACCAUUUGGGCUGGACUUUUGGUCGAAGUCGAGUCCAAGCCCGUUAUCGAUGGCAUCUUCCUGGUUCGUCGGUUACAAGAAGACACAACACAAAUGAAAUGAGCCAAUCACAGCCAAAAUUCCAGGCCGUGGGAAGUUGAAAGCCUGAACAAGGAAGAGAUAAAGCAAUGGCGGAGCCUCAUCCACACACUCCUCACUUUGGGCAGCGUCCAUCCGCCGAACCGAAUCCCUAAAAGUUUACUCUCCACACAAUCCAGGCUGCGAAAGAAAGAGCACGAUCCGCCAUUUUCCACAGAGAUGAGUAGUUCUUGUGCAUCCUCCGCCGCGGCCGUCGUCGGCCUUUUGUCUGCACCGCGCCCCACCGCUACUCUGCUACCUCCCUCGCUCGCUCUCCCUGUCACGAUGACAACCGCCGCCGGCGCCAGAUGGAGGAGGAGGAGGCAGCCGGUCUGCUGCGAAGUGGCGGUCCGAUCGUCGAGCGAUUCGGCGACGUCGUCGGAGCACAGGAUCGGAGCGAGGGUGCGGGUGACGGCGCCGCUGAAGGUGUACCACGUGCCUCGCGUGCCGGAGGUGGAUCUGACGGGGAUGGAAGGUGUGCUGAAGCAGUACGUAGGGUUAUGGAAGGACAAGACCAUCUCCGCCAAUCUGCCUUACAAGGUGGAGUUUCUGAUUGAGGUCGAAGGCCGUAGCUCCCCCGUCAAGUUCUCCGCCCAUCUCCGUGACGACGAGUUCGAGUACCUUGAUUGACUCGAAUUUGCGUUCAGCUGAAUCGAUCAGUCAGCAGGCGGCGGCGAAUAGUCGACCACCGGCUUUCUGGAUUGCCUGCCGCCGAAUUCAAUUCAGCCUGGUUGCACUACUCACGCAGGCAAAUGUUCCCUCUUCGUUAACUUUUAGCCGCUGUUAACUGUAUUUAACAGUUUUGAGAGUUAUUACAUACAUACGCCUCUUCCCUUCCCUCAAAACAGAACACUGCAGAAUGAACUCUGCAGCACGACAAUUGAAUUGUGUUAACCUGUAAUAAUGUCUAGUCAACUAGUCAUCCAGACUCCAUCGACGACCUAUUUGCUUGCUUGAUCAUUCCCUGUCUAUUCCUGGCUUUGAUCAUGUCUUCAGCUCUUGUGCUUCUUUGCGUAUUCAGAUCAACACAAUUUCGCGGAUUGAUCUUUCUGGCUUUGAUCAAGUCUUCAGCUCUAGUGCUUCUUUCCAUAUUCAGUUCAGCACGAAAGCAGACUGAAGAACAAUACAGCAGCUGCUGCUAAGUGGUGGAGAUAGUAACCAGCAAUGAACUAAUGAUACAACC